This is a messenger RNA of Colletotrichum orchidophilum, 2709 nucleotides long. RefSeq names its product SIP5 protein. The transcript has a single exon. NCBI's taxonomy places the organism in Eukaryota, Fungi, Ascomycota, Sordariomycetes, Glomerellales, Glomerellaceae. Gene Ontology annotation, cellular component: cytoplasm. The record is from RefSeq and is a predicted model, not a curated record. Bases 1 to 2709 code for a protein of 902 amino acids.
AUGGGUAAUUCUAGCACCAAAGAAUCUCGUCCGAUCGACCCGGCGACCGAUUAUCGCCAGAGUCAGGCCGCUUACCUCAACCAAUCGACCUCCAGAGAGGCCGUAAACGAUCAUGCCAGCUCUCGAAGGCAAAGCCGCUUUAGCAGAGCUGACUUGAACCUUUGGGGCCUCGGAGCCGCCGGUUCCUCCAGUGCCGCCGGCAGAGAAGAUGCGCCUUACGAGCGGAGAGAGACAAGACAGGAACGGGAAGCUCGACGACUCGAGAGGGAACGCGUCGCUAGAGAAAAGGAGCGUGAACGAAGUCUAAAGGAGGAACACAUUGACGGCGGAUACCUGGUGACUCUUGGUACAUACACUGGUCCCGAAGAUUUUAGCAAACCCGUGGUGCGGCAAUUGCAGGUAAGAUGUUUUGCAACCCGAUCAAUGUUUCGCGGCAAAAAGCUCACAAACGUGACCCCGCAGAUUGAAAGACGACUUGCGCCAUUCUGGAGGGGUCUCAACGACUACUCUGACAACUGGACCGAAUACCAGCUCAUCUGCGCCGGUCGCGGCCUUCCCAUCCCAGCUGCUGAUGAACAACCUCCACCCGAAUUCAUCCCCCAGUCUCACACGUCGGCCUCUCCGACCGAGUCAUCCCAGAACCUAGCCAACUUGACUGUUCCAAUGGGCCCGAGGUCUUUGUCAGUCGGUUCGGACCGCAGCAGCUCAAUGCCAGGCUCCGGAAUAUCUUCGCCCAACGCGGCUCAGCAGCGGAGUAGCUCGCCCUUCAAGCCUCGUGCCAAAGCCCUGGCAGCAGCUUUGAGCGGGGGUUCACGCAGUAACUCGUCAAGCGACGUUGCUCCUCGUGAGAUUAGAUUGCCUAACGAUCCGUUGGUCAACGGACAGCCGCUGGAGGUUUUUCUGUACAAGGAUGCCACCGAAUGUCCUAUUUGCUUCCUGACCUAUCCACCCUACCUGAACCGCACCCGUUGUUGCGAUCAGCCCAUUUGUAGCGAAUGCUUCGUGCAGAUCAAGCGCGCCGAUCCGCAUCACCCCGAGCACCACGGCGAACCGACCACGCAGCCUCCUGGUCCGAGCAACCCGGAAGAAGCCCCGGAAAUGCUGAUAUCCGAGCCCGCACAAUGUCCCUACUGUCAGCAGACGGAAUUUGGUGUCACGUACGAUGCUCCCCCUUUCCGGCGAGGCCUAUCGUAUGCCAUUGGAUACCCAUCACAAAAUACCGCCAUGUCGUCCCAGAGCUCUUUGAAUUCAACCUUGUCGCCUACAUCCCCAACUUCCGGCAGACGGCGCGCUCAGAGCUUGUCCGCUAACGCCCCAAAUGUUGUCACUACUGAUCGGGUCCGACCCGACUGGUCUACCAAACUGGCAGCGCAGCGAGCCCAUCAAGCACGCAGGGCUGCGGCAGCAACUGCUUUGCACACAGCAGCCUUCCUCAUGGGGAAUAAUGAGCAGCAGCGUGGCUUUGCCUUCACAAGGCCUGGACGUUUCAGUCGGAGAAAUACUGGGAGUCGCACCCCCUCUGGACCUUCCAACCAUCAGCCAGAGGAGAGCCCGCACAGCAACCCAGAGGGCGAAGCUACUCAAGCGGGACCUGAGCCUGGGCCCCGGAGCUCCUCCGGGCGUGGAGCCCUAAACAAUAGGAGAAGUCGUAUGGAGGAGCUCGAAGACAUGAUGUUCAUGGAAGCCGUCCGUCUUUCUCUUGCAGCCGAGGAAGAGCGAAAACGGAAACAAGAAAAGGCAGAGCGAAAAGAGGCCAAAAAGAAGGAGAAAGAGGAGCGUAAAGCCCUCAAGAAGCAGGACCGCCAAAGUGUGUAUGGGCCUGGUCAGAGCUCUGCUAGCGGAAGUAGCCUCUCCCUUGGCCUCGGACGACGUAGGGGAAAUAGCACAACCAGUAAUUUGCGCGUGGAGGCAACACUUCAGGGAGCGCAGACGAGCUCCGCUGUGGGGGCCAGCGCCGAGAUUUCUCCUGUAGCUUCAGCAACAUCGACGGGCAACACGCUGUCUCCCACCUCAGCACCUGGCUCAGCACCCAGUUCAAAAGGCAAAGCUGUCGAACGUCCAGCCGUCGAGACGCAGUCAUCCGAGAGCAGUUUCCAAAGUACUUCUUCUACGCCCUCGUUGCCGAUUCCAACGACCAGCCGCGGCCCUUCUCAUCUGAGACAGAUGAGCAACGCAUCUUCCAUAUCAUCGUCUCUGGCUGAUAGUGCCGCUGGAAGCUAUAGCAAUCAGGCUUAUCUCGACCCCCGAGCGAGCGAACUCAGUGUUGGCAAUCGAAGCGAAGAAGGUGAUCGAGACAACACGGAACCGAUGUUUAACUUCCGAAGCCUGGCUGAAAUGGUGGGCGUUGACAUUGAGAAUGGCGAAGCCAACCAGGGCCAGGACAGCGCCACAGGCGAGAGCCGCACUGCCACCACGAGCAAGAAGGUCGAAGCGGAGGAUGAACCCGAGGCUGAGCACAUGGAAGAUAUCCACAGCGAGGAGCCUGUACAGACCAACCCUGGUACAUUGAAGCCACCGCCAACGAUUCUCGAAGAGCCCGUUAACGGCGGCAGCAAAGGCGACGUGUCCCCAGGUCCCGGCAGCGGGGCAAUUACCCCAGAAGUUACGAUUACACCUGAGACUCCAGCCCCCAUCUCGGAUGAGGACGCUGAAUCGAAGAGGUUGGGUCACGAAAAUAUCGUGGAAAGCUCAACCGGAAUUACGCAGUGA